UGCGGGCGGCGGGCAGCGCAGAGUGCGAGGCUCUUUUGUUCGGCUGAGGGGAGGGCCGUCGGCCGGGCCUGCGGUACGCCGCUUCAGCGAGGGGCUUGACUGCGGCCACCGGGCUUGUUGCUUUCCUGGGUGCCACUUCCUCGACCUACCCGACGCGACGCGCCAGUAGCGCGGCACCGAUUCCUCUCGGACUCUUGGGCGCUGCUCUUAGCAGCGUCACCCUUUACACCAGAAAGCUGGCGGGCACUAUGGGGAAAAAACAAAACAAGAAGAAAGUGGAGGAGGUGCUAGAAGAAGAGGAAGAGGAAUACGUGGUGGAGAAAGUUCUUGACCGGCGAGUUGUAAAGGGCAAAGUGGAGUACCUGCUAAAGUGGAAGGGUUUCUCAGAUGAGGACAAUACAUGGGAGCCUGAAGAGAACCUGGAUUGCCCCGACCUCAUUGCUGAGUUUCUCCAGUCACAGAAAACAGCACACGAGACAGAUAAGUCAGAAGGUGGCAAGCGCAAAGCCGAUUCUGAUUCUGAAGAUAAGGGAGAGGAAAGCAAACCAAAGAAGAAGAAAGAAGAGUCGGAAAAGCCACGAGGCUUUGCCCGGGGUUUGGAGCCGGAGCGGAUUAUUGGCGCUACAGACUCCAGUGGAGAGCUCAUGUUCCUGAUGAAAUGGAAAAACUCUGAUGAGGCUGACCUGGUCCCUGCCAAGGAAGCCAAUGUCAAGUGCCCACAGGUUGUCAUAUCUUUCUAUGAGGAAAGGCUGACGUGGCAUUCCUACCCCUCAGAGGAUGACGACAAAAAAGACGACAAGAAUUAACUCUCCUUAGUACCAGCCCCUGUCACCUCUGACUGUGGGUUUCAAGUAGGGAGGAGGGAGUUCUACUUAUUUUGACACCAUAAAGGUGGCUUGAGAAGAUGUCCUUUGAAGAGCCAGUAUAGUUUCUGUGCCCUGCAGCAGCUCAAGUGCUUUAAAGCCGUUUCAAGCUGUAUAGUUUGCACACCCAUCCCAGUGGAGGGGAAAGGGUUAAGUGUUUCAAGGCAACCCAUUCUGCACUUUGCUGAGAAAGGCAAAGGGCCUUCUAUGAAGGAUAAAACUUGCAGAACUGGGUGUGGGAGAGCAAAAGAUACUGUUGAUCUUCAAAGAGCAUCUCCACAACCCACAGCCUUCUUCCCAAUAGUGUUAACUGCAUUUUUACAGCGUAGCAUGUGUGUAGUUUUUGACUAUUACUGGUGUAUGUUUUGGGUGUGGGAGGGAUGGGGCAGGGAGGGAGAUGGGUAGGAUCAUUUUGGUUAAAAUUUGGGACCUGAUUGGGGAGAUGUUAAAACAGUGGAAAGAACAACUAAUGAUUUGGUUCCAUGUCCACAAUAUUUUACCUUUUCAAAAAAGUCACUGGCACCAUGAAUGAGGACUGUGAGAGACUGCUUCAAAGCUGUGAAUGCCAAGAUGUUCCCUGCCUCAGUUUAAUAUUGUUGCCUAAGGACUAAGCCUACGUUACCAAAGCUGCCAUUUGGGAGAUGGCAACUGACUGAGGAGGGAGAAGUCUUAUUUGAGAGUAUAUACAGGCAGACCAUUCUGUCUUAGAGGUGCUAAUUCUUGAAAUUAAACAGAAGACCUUUUUCCAACUAAUGAAGUUAUAAAUAUGUUAAUUUGUCCAUCCCAAGCCACUGGCUUGAGGUGUUUUGGGAGGGGCUGAGGGGGAUAUAGGAGUGAGAAUAGGAGAGCUCGUGCUUAGGGUAGAAACUCUUGGAUUCUCUGUUUUUUUAACUUUGAACCCUGAGACCAUUAGUGGCAGGGUUCAGUCACAGCACAAAUUUCAUUGAGUCAAUUCAAGGGUGGAAUUAUUUCAGAAGCCCUGGUCUCAGGAGAUUAUUUUUCAUCAUGGGGCAGUGGUUCCCUUGAAAACAUAAAAUCUUUUUAAGAAUUAAUUUACCCAAUACCCAAAAUGCUUUUGCAUUUUGUUUUUGAGGCAGGGUCUUUAUAUGUAGCCCAGGCUGGCCUUGAACUCUCAAUCCUCCUGCCACAGCCUCCCAAGUGCUGGGAUUACAGAUGUGUACCACCACAUCCAGCUAAAAUGCUCUGUCUUGAAUCAUGAGCUCCAUCAGUCAGUUCUUGACAUCAUCUAGACCUGCAUCUAGAUCUCCAUUGUAAAAUCUUUUUAGGCAUGUGUUAGAUAUCUGUGAAAAUUUUGUUUAAAUGUAAACUUCAUACCAUACUGUCAGUUUUUGUCUUAAUAAAACUAUAGAUUUAUAAUCCUGGAUUUCUUAUCUUUUUUUGAGAUAACGUCUUGCUCUGUUGCUUGGGCUAGCCUUAAAAUUUUAAUCUUCCUAUCUUAGUCUCCCCAGUGCUGGGGUUUGAAAUAAAUAUAAAUAGGCAAAACACAUCUAAAAUCGACUUCAGGAACUAUUUAAGACAACACUUGUCUAGGCAGUGCAAAAACGUGUUUAUUGGAUGGCUUCCAUGAAACUGCAGCAUCAUAGACCUCUAGCCCAGGAGGUAAAGAGGAAAUAACAGUUAUACUAUGAGGAAAGGUGAGCUGACCAAUACGGUGACAUAAGAAUCUUUUCUAUGUAGCCUAGGCUGUCCUUGAACUCUUGAUCCUCCUGCCUCAGCCUCUCAAAUGCUAGAAUUACAGGCAUACACCAUCACAUUUUGAACACUUAUUUUCAGAUAUAUUCCAGAACUCAGUUCCAAGAUAGUUAGAUUCAGCUCAGUUUGAUUUAGCCAUGUGGUGUUUGUGUGUGCCUAGCACAUCUUUAUAGACUUUGGCCUGUGGCAUUGGGAAUCUGCAUUAUAGAGCAAUUAUUUCUCUCACAGUAAAAAGGAAAAUGAGGAAAUUGCUACUCCAAAAUAAUUUGCUACUAGAAUUCUGAAAUCCACAUCUGGCUGUGUCUGCAAUAGCUCCAGAUAUUGAACUGUGGAGGUACAAAUAAUCCAGAUCGCAAAUGCGCCUUUUCACAACGACCUUCAUUUAAAACUUAGAACUGACGGGGUGCAAGCAAAUCUAAGCUCAGGGUUUUCUCCUCUCCAGAAGUUGAGAUACGAGGAGUCACUUAAUGGGUAAUUCAUGAAAAAUGCAUCAUUGGGUGAUUUCAUAGGUGGGUAAGCAUCAUAGAGUAUAUUUAGACAAACCUAGAGGACAGAGUCUGCUACACAGGUAGGUACAGUAUAUACUGUUGGACGUGUGAUCCAUCAUUGACAAAUGCAGUUGUUAUGUGAGGCAUGAUUACACAAAUACCAGCAUUUAGCUUAGUAAAUCUCGACUUUUGGCUUAGGCAACAGUUGUCAGGUUGAGGCAUUCUAGUAUUUUGGUGGUGAUUAAGUUUGUUUGAAGGAGUUUAAGAUGCUAAGACAACCAACCAUCAGUCUUUGGAUAUGCACAUUACCUUGGUUUGGCUAUGCACAGAACAGGUUUUCUCCAGGUUAACUGCUUCCGUAUCCCCUGUCCAGCAUGUUAAGUUUAAAGUUGCUCAUCUCUCUUAACAUGCAUAACUUAAGCCUUGGCUUUGUAAAGUUCCUUGUUGGAUGUGAAAGCCAAGGAGAUAACAUCCUUUUGGGAUAAAAAGCAUAGCUGGCCAUACUUGGCGGGGAGGGGGCAAGCAGAGGGGUCUACUUGCUUAGGUAGGCAAGGCUGAACAUUGAGUUUAGAGUAUGUAAUGUCAGUUCUGCUUCUAGUUUUUAACAGCAGGGGGUGGGGGGGUCUUGCAUUCUGAUCUGAUUUAUACGAUGGCUUAUAUGGUACCAAAGCCACUCCUUUACCCCAAAUGGGUUUUUAAAUCUUCAGUUGACUUUGACCAAGCCUGCCUUGUCUCUUGUUUGUAUAGCCUGAGGUCAAGGAGGACAACUCUUCAGGCCUGGCUCUGGGACAAUAAUAAUAGCCCAUUGUUGCAAUUACUGCUUUAGCCCCUAGUGUAGGACAAACAUGUUUAAAACAAAAGACAGAGUGCCAACUCCUUUCCUUAGUUGAAAUAGUAUCUGGAAUUAGUAAAAAGUACUCCAUUCUGCAGCUUAAAUUAGGCUGGAAAAGAACUAGUUGAGAAACUUUGGUGGUAGUUUGUAUACUCAAAAAGCAAAAUACAGGCUAGGACGUGGUGGUAUGUGCCUAUAGUCCUACCAGGCUGAGGCAGAAAGAUCACCGGAGCUCGUUACUUCAAGACCAGCCUGGGCAACAUAGCAAGACUCAAAAAAAGGCAAAUGAAAGCUUUCAUCCAGGUGACUUUGAAAUCACUCUUCAGCAAGGUUCCAUGUUCUUACUCCUUUUGAGACAAUUUUGUGCACUAGGCUCUCCCAUUUCAGGCAAACAACUUUCAAACAAACUCAGGACAGAACAAGGACUACAACUCAACACUGCUAAGUUUCACAUGUAUUCCCAAGGUCCCCAAAUGCUCAUUCUCCACUGCAAAAUUCAAAACUAGAGGCAAGAAUGAUGACUGACUUCUGUAUGAGAAGAAAAUAAAGGUAAAAUGGUGGGGGUUCUUGGUACACCUACAAAAUGACAAGUCAAAGGUUUGUGGAGGUCUUUUCCCUUACCAGAUGGAUCAGCAACAGGAAAACAAGACUUAACCAUAUGUGGUUCUACUACAGAAUUUACACAUAGCCAAGCAAAUGAGUUCUAGAGAGGCAGACACCAGCCUAGUACCUGUUUGUGUAUGGAUAGCAUCAACAUGGAAACAGACCAGGUAGUACCCUAAACUAUCAUCUUAUUUAUUUGGAGCUUCCGAAGUUGCCCAUGAUCAGUGCCCACAAAAUAAGACAGGAGUCUUGAGGUUAGCAGGGACAUCUUUUCUACAGGGCACUUAUUCCAGCUAUUUGCCAGACAAGCCUUAAUCACAAAGGUGUGGUUUAAGUGGAAGUUGCAAAAGGAAUGAGGUCAGCUGGAGGAAGGAAUGGCUCCAAAAAAUCCAGAGGAAUUGACUGGUUAUCUAGUAAGGGUGACAGUCAGCCAUGAAGGCAGGCCUUGAUGACACAAGCAUGUAUCCCUCUCAGAGUUGUUAUGUCUGUUUUUCUGUUUAGGACAGGGUCUCAGGUAGGUAGCCCAGGCUGCCCUCAAACUUGCCAUCUUCUUGCCUCAGCCUUCCUAGUGCUGGAAUUAUGGGAGGAGGGGGAUGGGAGAGUAUCACCACACUGAGCUAGUUGUUUCCAUUGUUAACUCAAAUAGCACUCCAUUAAUGAGAUCCAUGCAAGGCAAUUUGAUACAGUGGGUUGGUCUGUUUUCCAUCACCUCACAAGAUGUAUGGAAAAAAAUAAUUUUAAAUGAAGUUUAGUGUGGGCACCAGUGGCUCAUGCCUGUAGUCUUGGCUACUCAGGAGUCAGAAAUCAGGA
Messenger RNA from Castor canadensis (American beaver), 5309 nucleotides. It is a transcript of the gene Cbx1, whose product is annotated as chromobox 1. Gene Ontology annotation, cellular component: nucleus. NCBI's taxonomy places the organism in Eukaryota, Metazoa, Chordata, Mammalia, Rodentia, Castoridae. The record is from RefSeq and is a predicted model, not a curated record.